GUUUCCACUGUGAAUACUCAAUACCACAGAUACUUACACUGCUGGUCUCACAAGUGUUGCAUGUGCUUGACACUCAGUGCAGGGGUACUGCUAGGUAGAUGAGAUCAGUAGCAAUGGGCAUUGCUAGGACUGGUGGCAUGUUCUUGGCAGUUACCAUGGCAGAGCACACAUUUGUUGGCCUCAAUUGAAGAACCCCUUUGGGUAGUAGAUGGAUAAUAUUUGGAGUACGCUUUUGGGACUUGUACACGUAUUUGAAGAUUAUGUAUUCAGGAUUACCAAGAUAUUUCUUCAGCAAAAAUCUUCCAAUGGAAAACCUUCAUUCGGCAUGUAUUUCUAGAAAAUGGCUAGCUUUUCUUCUGUGUUUGUUUCAAUAUUGUUGGAGGGUUGGAAGGGAUGUAUUUCAUACAUAAUACCUGUACCUGAAAUGUAAUCAGAUACAUAAUUCAUAUUGGCAGAAUGUCUCCGCCUCCACUGUGCAUGAUGCAGCUGGUAAUUGGUAGAGGCCACAGGUGAGACAUACCUCUCUGCAAUUAGUUUUUUCCAGUUGUCACAAAGAGCAGAGACUCACACACACGACAUACAGUACAGUGAACGCCACAUUGGGUAUAUAUAUAUAUAUAUAUAUAUAUAUAUAUACAUCUAUUUGCACUGUGCUGCACAGAUCAACAUCUCUGCGGAGGCUUCUUUAGGAUUUAGACCUCAGAUUGGUCUGGAAAAAGAUGACGUAUCAAAAUAUGCAUUUUUUUAAAGCCUUUUUCCUGGUUUGCAUCGCUCUGUCUGCUACAACUACUGGUCAAACAACUGUAGACCCACCCACUACUGGUGCAACAACUGCAGCCACAACCACUGCUGCUGGAGCAACAGUUGCACUCACAACCACUGCUGGGGCAACAGCUGCAGCCACAACCACUGCUGUGGGGACAACAGCUGCAGCCACAACCACUGCUGUGGGGGCAACAGCUGCAGCCACAACCACUGCUGUGGGGGCAACAGCUGCAGCCACAACCACUGCUGUGGGGGCAACAGCUGCAGUCACAACCACUGCUGUGGGGGCAACAGCUGCAGUCACAACUGCUGUGGGGGCAACAGCUGCAGCCACAACCACAGCUGUGGGGGCAACAGCUGCAACUACAAACUCAACAGCUGGGACAGCAGUGACCUCAGCUACCAAUCCAGCAGGUCUGAUGUACUGCAAGACCUUUGCCUGUACAGGGUAUAACUGUUACAUGAAUUACACAAAUCAAAAUGCAACCAUGUGCGCUACAAAUUACUCCUACUGCAUGCUCAACCGCACAGACAGCAGCUACAAUGCUGGCUGCAGUCAGACCUGUACUGGAACAGCCAACAUGUGUAGCAAUGCCUCCUCAUCCCAGUGUAUAAUGGAAUGCUGUGCCACCUCCCUCUGUCUUAGACUGAAUGGAACAAUUCAGGGGAUCCCCUCCACUGCAGGGACUACAUCUCCACCACCUAACAUGACAACUACAACUGUUGCUGUCGCAAACAAUGGAAAGAGCUGUCAGUCCUUCACAUGUGACGGAGACUCGUGCUACAAAGGAAAAAACGAUGCGAAAUUCUGUCAGACUGGGAUGAACUACUGUGAGCUGAAAAAGAAGGUCUCUGGCGUCACCACAACCUGGACUGCAGGCUGCAGCAGCACCUGUCAAGCCACAGCCAGCGGCUGCACCUCCACCGCCACGGAUUGCCUCCAAGAGUGCUGCGAUGCCUCUGCUACAGUCUGUCUCAAACUCGAUGGCACUGUGAACAUCAAAGGUGCCGCGGAUACGCUCAGCACGGUACCACUGAUGAACCUGCUAACCGUUGCUUUUCUCGUUUUCAUUUCCAGCAGUCUCCAGCUCCACUAACGCUGUUUUAGAUGCACACCAGUCCAUGUCCUAUUUAUUUAUUUUGCAAGCAAUAAUGUGACUAAGAAAAAGAUGUAUAGGGCAUUUUUUCUGGAGUUUCUAAAGUAGUUUCUAUUGCUUUUAAAUGUAAUAUAUUAAUUACAUAUGUAAAUAUAAAUGAUACUUUCUCUGCCUGCAUCUUACUGUGAUACAAGCUAUAGACGUCUAUGUACAAUGGCAUCCAGAAAAUGCUUCAAAUGUUUUUACUUAUACGUGUUUAAUGACUUAGCAAAAAAUACAUUCUUAUGGUACCGCCUUAUGCAUUAUUAUUUGUUACAUUAUCAUAUUUAAUUGACAAUUGCCUUUUUCAAAUACUGUUGUCUUGUAAUGCAAUUGUGAAAUAAAAUGAAGUGAACUAUUUUAAAGAGAGUAUAAUUAUUAAAUAAUAAAACUUUUAUUUAAUAUUGGUAUGUGGUGACUUAUUUAAGUGUCUGAUGAGAUGUUCACAGCCUUUUGCAAAUCCAGUUUGUUUAAAAAAAAACAAAAGUGAAAUCAAAUUGUUCCAUGAAUGGUAAACUAAUCCCAUUCUUGCAUGUGUGUGGGCAGGGUUCCAUUCUACCUUAGUGUGAAUACAUGAGUUUGAUAAUGAAAACUAGGGGGAAAAAAACAUGUUUACUACUUGCAAUGAGCUGUGAAUAUUGAAUCCCCUGAGUGUU
This is a messenger RNA of Acipenser ruthenus (sterlet), 2557 nucleotides long. RefSeq lists its product as uncharacterized. The coding region runs from base 720 to 1862 and encodes 380 amino acids. Lineage: Eukaryota; Metazoa; Chordata; Actinopteri; Acipenseriformes; Acipenseridae. The transcript is spliced from 9 exons. The record is from RefSeq and is a predicted model, not a curated record.